GGGAUGAAUCCAGUUAAGCUGCCCAGUAAGCGGCGAACAGCUACCGUCCUCGGCGCCAGGCAGCCAUCUUGCAUGGAGGAGGCACCGCUGCAGCAGCAGCAAGCGCCACGGAGCCACCGGGAGCCCAGGUUAAAAGCAGGAGCAGCAGCUCCAUCCUGCAGCUCCACUGAUGGGAGGAACGGCAUCCCGCCCUCAUCCAAGGCUUUGGGGAAUGACAAGGAGCGUGGCAAUAAGGCCAAGGUGAAGUCAAACAAGCACAAACUCAGCAAGGCGGUGGGACCCAUGGGUUCCUCCAGCAGAACAGGACCUCCUCCCAGCACUGAGGACAGAGGAGCAGGACUGGAGCGCCUUCUGACUGUCAUGGAUUCAGGCCUGAGCGACGGCCUGGGGCGUCUAACCGACGAACAGCUGCAGCAGAUCCUCUUCGCCAUCCAGAGAUCCAGCUACGCCCGGCGGGGUCCAGAGGAGCAGGAGGCACCAGGUGCUGUUAGCCACAGUAACCUGAAGUCCACUGAAUGCAAACCUCAACAUGUUACAAACUGUGAAACUGACACAAACUGCUCGUCUGCUGCGAUGGAAGGAGAACUGAAGGAGAAAGAGGAAGAUGUGAAGAAAGAGGAGGACAGAUGUGGCAGGUCACCUGAGUUUGAAAGGCUUCACUCAGACAACAGAACCACCGUUAACUCAAAGAAGAAAGCUCCAUGGAAACCAGAAACUGAUGAGCAGGUUUCCCUGAAGCAGCAGCAGCGUUCAGCCCUCAGCAGACUGCAGGGCAAAGAGCGCGCAGAGACGGCGUCGUCGUCCAUCAGCCACAGAGAGCAGCCUGCAGCCAUCAGGUCCAGCCUACGGCUCGGGGAGGUCACUCCCAUGGAGGAGGAGCUGAGCGCCGCACGGAAAGAGGAGCAGAGGAGACGGUGGCUGGAGGAGCUGGACCGUCAGAGGGAAGAGGCGGCUGAACGCAGGAAACGAGAGAAGCUGCUGAGGAGACAGACAGAGGACCACGAGCGCUGGACUGCACACUUUGACUCGCUCCAACGCAGGGCUCUGAUCCAGCCUGCGGCUCCAUCGGCGCCGCCGGCCGUUCGGCUCAGCGGCUCCGAGCGGGAAGACUGGGAUCCCUCCUCCAGUCUGUCUCUGGUCUGGGAGGCCACCAGCAGCUGCGGAGCGGAGAGCGUCAUCGGAGCCAGCGUGGAUUCCACCAGAGGAUGUCCUACCAGGUCCAGCUACCUGAGGACCAUGACGUCUCUCCUGGAUCCUGCACAGAUAGAGGAGAGGGAGAGGAGGAGGCUGAAACAGCUGGAGCAGCAGAGGGCCAUCGAGGCCCAGAUGGAGGAACGCAAAAAGCAGCGGGAGCAGGAGGAGGCCAGAAGGAGACGGCAGGAAGAGGAGGAGGAGAAGAGGGUUACCCUGGAGAGGGAGAAGCUGCAGAAGCAGUAUGAGCUGGAGAUGCUGAAGAAGAAGGAGAAGGACAAACCGCCGCUGACAGAAGAGCACCAGCAUCCUCUUCCUCAGCCGUUUGUUCAGCCUCACAGGUCUGACUGUCUCCCUCAGACUGACGGCAUCCCUCACAGCAAGGAGCCAGAGGAGAACCUCGCUGGCGGCAGACCGGAGGAGACGGGAUCUGAAUCCACAGCAGCUGCCAGGGAGUCUGAACGAUUGGAGAGCGGCAGCAGAUCGUUGUCUGCGUAUAAAGACACUUACGUUCAGACAGAAGACGCUCCUCCUCUCCCUCCCUUAUCUGACCAAGGUCUGACCUCCGUGGUCUCCAGGCAGAACCUCCCUCCUCCCUCUGGUUCUGCUGAGCCUCCUAACAGCUGGAGCCAUGGGGUGAGAGGAGGUAAGGAGAACCUCUGCCUGCCUGCAGGAGGAGACCUUUAUGAGCCGUUCGCCAGGAUGGAGAGGAACCGCAAGACCAAGAGGAGACCAGAAUGGAACACGCAGAGGCCUAGCCGGCGGUUCGUUCCCGCCUCGGAGCGGUACCCGGUGGCUCUGCAGAAGAACAGGCAGGAGAGCCGACUGAGGCGGCAGGCAGAGCUCCUCGCUCUACAGGAGAGAACCCGCCUGUGCAGAACCGAACCUCCUGCUCAGAGCCAGGAGGCCGGUCCCUGCGGACCCGUUAAGAAGAUUCCAGCUGGUCUUAAUGGACCCGGCCAGAACCAGACGGCCAGCGGCGCCGAGCGUCGCUUUCCUGACCACCAUCAUGGAGCAGCUCUAACCGGACCCCUCUCAGAACCAGAGACCUUAUUGAGGGUUUCCUCCAGAGGGCGCUCUCCUCCUCCAGCUCAGGACUUUCUUCCUUACCUUCGGACCGAUGAGGUCCUCAGCCUGGACCCCCUUGAGCCCACCGACAUGCUGCCACCCCCAGGUUCUGGUGUUUCCGUCCCAACCCGUUCGGACCCGCUCCCCCACACCCAGCGGCAGCAGCAGAUCCUCAGAGGCCUGGCUCGGCUUCGGCAGGGUUUGUUACAGAAGCAGAGGGAGCUGGAGACGGAUCUGGUCCCUCAGAGGAACCGGCGGGUCAACGAGCGGCGCCUUCCCUCUACAGCUCACCGCACAUGAUGGCGUCCGCGGCACGUGGCUGUAGGCGCCGUGUUCCUGACAGACGGCGUCAACAAGGACCUUAACCUGGGCUCCUGUUUCCUGUCAAAUGAUCUAAAGUUGCUGGUUUAGUUCCACCAACCAGAACCAGCGGAUCAGGAAUACUUCAAGGCCAAAAGACAUUCUGGAACAUUCUGGAUUUAUCACCUCAACCGACCAAUCAGGACGCUGCCUUUCAGGUUCAAUCAUUUCUGAACACACGCUAAGCCCCUCCCCUUACACUGGUUCCAGUUUUAUUUACCUGUUUCCUGCUGAACUACGAGCUCUGAGCCCCUGAAGGCAUCAUGCUGAUUCUAUUUUUAUAAGUUUAAUAAAUGACUGAAGGAAAUAAAAAUGUUUCUUAAAGCUGAACUCUAGAUGAGCUUUUCUGAUGUGAUCGACCUCAGAACCCAUGAAGCAGGUCGGCUGAGAGUUCAGUGAUUGUAGGUGUGAAUGAAAUCUAAGCUAAACUUCUA
Molecule: messenger RNA, 3053 nt
Organism: Cyprinodon tularosa
Lineage: Eukaryota; Metazoa; Chordata; Actinopteri; Cyprinodontiformes; Cyprinodontidae
Gene: ccdc66
Product: coiled-coil domain containing 66
Exons: 18
Coding region: 4-2559 (851 amino acids)
Biological process (GO): cilium assembly
Cellular component (GO): cilium; microtubule
Molecular function (GO): microtubule binding
Source: RefSeq, a predicted model, not a curated record